AUGUACCCGCACCAGGGAUCGCUGACAUUCAGGGAUGUGGCCAUAAUAUUCUCUCCGGAGGAGUGGGGAUGCCUGAAUCACAGUCAGAGAGAACUGUACAGGGAUGUGAUGUUAGAGACCUAUGGACACCUCCUCUUCUUGGGUCUUGUGUCAAAGCCGGAUCUGGUCAUCUUUUUGGAACAAAAGAGGGAGCUCUGGGAUGUCAAGAGAGAGGAGACAGUAGCUACACACCCAGGUAGGUGGGAAUGA
Molecule: messenger RNA, 249 nt
Organism: Panthera uncia (snow leopard)
Lineage: Eukaryota; Metazoa; Chordata; Mammalia; Carnivora; Felidae
Product: zinc finger protein 736-like
Exons: 3
Coding region: 1-249 (82 amino acids)
Biological process (GO): regulation of DNA-templated transcription
Source: RefSeq, a predicted model, not a curated record